Recurvomyces mirabilis is the source of this 1890-nucleotide messenger RNA. RefSeq lists its product as uncharacterized. NCBI's taxonomy places the organism in Eukaryota, Fungi, Ascomycota, Dothideomycetes, Mycosphaerellales, Teratosphaeriaceae. The record is from RefSeq and is a predicted model, not a curated record. The coding region runs from base 1 to 1890 and encodes 629 amino acids. The transcript has a single exon.
AUGGACAUCGCUCUGAAUGCCCUGAAUCCGAUGCGAAGGACACCCUUCACAAGACUACCGAGCACAGGUCCUCCGCACGAUGGCCACCAUGUCGAAGCAGAUUCGGUGCCCAUCCAAAGAGAGCACGUCAUAGGACAGAAUGACGAUCUGGAGCCAAAAGGUCUGGGCAUGGAGGAUUCGAAAGCUGUAUGGCAUCCAUUAGAUAUGAUGGCCCUAUUGCUCUCUCUGCUAUGUUGCGCCGCUGCUGUGCUAGUCAUUCAAAGCGACGCUAUCGCCUGGAGGCUGGGGACUAAGCAACAAUUGACAGCAGUCGGAUUGAUGAUCUCGAUCAUGAAUCUGUGUCUCGGUUAUGUCGCACCUCUGGUAUGGGUACAGUGGGAGAUCCGACACGGCCAGUCUACAUUGCAGAAUCUGGAUGGUCUGCUAAGAAAGACUGGCUUUGGACCACAGAUGGAACUCGGCUGGAUGACGGUACUCUUCGCUUUCACAUUUCUACCUCUUGGCCUCUCCUUGGCCUACAAGCAGUUCUUCAAUGGUGGCGCUAGUACAGUUCUCAUCGGGGAGAAGUCAACGACAUGGGGCAUGUAUCCGCCUCCGGGGCUGACAGCAUCAUCGGGCCUGGUGGGCACAACGCUGAUGUAUAACGCUACAUUACCGUUUCUCCAAACAACAUGGAAUUGGCACGUCGAUCAGACUCCAAGCUUCCCGGCAGCUUUCGGGUACAAUGCUUUAGUCUUGGGUCAGACCGCCACUGCCAUGCUGGACACGCCCAAAUCCAGCACAAUCAAAUCAUGGCAGAAAGACCUCGACCUGGGCGAGACAAGGAAUGUGACUGCGAACGUCUAUGGUUUAUUGGCCCAGUACAACGACACCGUUGACACACAUCGAGACGAAACCUUCUACAGGACCUCAACCAAUGCGCAGGUUGGUUCCCAAUUCUGGAAGACCUACGCGAACACCUCGAGACUGGUGACAGUGGAUACUUUUGCUGGCUGGGUGGUGGGGAUGCUGGGCAACUGGGACGUACUCUCCAACAAAGACCAAUCCUGGCUCUUCCUAGGCGUCUGUCCAACACCUAAAGGCGGCACUCCAGACAACCUGACCACCUUCAUCCCCUACGCCAACAUGUACUCACUCAGUCGGGUGCCUUGUCAAGGGACAUGGAGUAUCAGCAGCGGAUCCUUCGAGCUAGUAGACGGGACAUGCUACUCCGACCAGCACCCAGCACCCCACGAUCCGGUCUACACCGCCGCCUAUCAAUACGUCCUCACCAAUAAUCAACUAGACAUUGGACAGUGGUACGUCGGCAUGACCUAUGAACCCCUAGCCCGCUUCGCCAACGGCCACAACGCCACGGACCAAACACGUUGGGCUGGAGCGACUUUUUCAACUGUGGCGGCGAGUAUGCUGUGGAGUCGUAUAGUCACGAAUAAUGGUCCGGGAUACGGGACUAAUAGGACGUACAAGUAUCAUGUCGAGGACUCUGAUCCGAGUAGAGAUACUACGAUCACGCUUGAGCAGGCUGGGAUGCGGUACAAACGGCCCACGGUCAUGACUUCGCAGCGUUUGACGUUGCACAAAGGGUGGGCGUUGUUCUUUAUUUGUGCGAUCCAGCCGGCUAUUAUCAUGGUCCUGAUUGUUGUCAGUCGAGUCAUGUAUAGUACUCCCGUUGACAGGCGCUUCGGAUUAGUUGCUUUACUGGCCGGCAGUGAUGUGGGGGAGAGUAAUGUGCUGAGGGGAGCUGCUUUCUCUGGUACGUUGAGGGAGAGAGUCAGGAUAGGUGUACAGGUCGAGGAGAUCGGGGUGCAGAGGGCGAGGGUAAGAUAUGUGCUUGGUGAUGGAACGGUAUCGAAUCGUGCUGGUAUCCGGCCGAAGUGGCUGUAUGAGUGA